Molecule: messenger RNA, 6063 nt
Organism: Thunnus maccoyii (southern bluefin tuna)
Lineage: Eukaryota; Metazoa; Chordata; Actinopteri; Scombriformes; Scombridae
Gene: igdcc3
Product: immunoglobulin superfamily, DCC subclass, member 3
Exons: 14
Coding region: 242-2551 (769 amino acids)
Biological process (GO): axon guidance; cell-cell adhesion
Cellular component (GO): plasma membrane; axon
Molecular function (GO): protein binding
Source: RefSeq, a predicted model, not a curated record
GGAUUCAGCAGAGUGAAUGAGGAGGAGAGAGAGAGCGGGAUGCUGACAGAUUCCUGAUAGAUGGUUAAAAUGGCGAAAGCUUGUUCGACCCCAGCGAGCCACCAAACUGUAGCACUGUAGGUCGGAAUAUGUAGUAGCUGAAGCUGGAUAUAUCUGUGUGCUUGUUUUUUUUAAAACCCCCUCCCGUCUAUUCACCUCACGUUGUUUUCUGCGAGUGCUGGAAUAUUUUUGAAGUGUUUAAAUGGCAUCCACAAGGCGCCGCCGCCUUGUUCCGUGCUUUUUGGGAAUACUCCUAAAUGCUUUAAUCGGUGUGACGUGCGAAGCGGAGCUCUCCUUCACCCUGGAGCCCAGUGACAUCAUUGCGGUACAGAAGCAGCCCCUCAUGCUCCACUGCCAGGUGGACGGCAUUCCCCCAAUUACAACACAGUGGAGGCAUAACGGCCUGCUUUUAACUCAGGACCAGCAUCAUACCACUUUCAUCAAUGGCUCGCUCCUGAUCGCUUACUUCCUGAAGACCAAAUCUGACGGCUCAUCUGACGAGGGGGACUAUGAGUGUGUGGCCCAGAAUUCUUUUGGGCUGGUGGUGAGCCGUAAGGCCCGCGUUCAGGCAGCCACCAUGGCAGACUUCCAUGUACAACCAGAGUCAGUGCAUGCUGAAGAGUCUGGUAUAGCCAGAUUCCAGUGCCAGAUCCAUGGUCUGCCGGAGCCUGUUAUCAGCUGGGAAAAAGACGGCCGUCCCGUGGACACCAAGGACGAGAGGUACACUCUCCUGCCCACAGGUGUUCUGCAGAUUACAGGAGUGCGUGAGGAGGACAGUGGAAAGUUCUGCUGUGUGGCCCAUAACAGUGCAGGAGUGAAACACAGCACUGAGGCACUCCUCACUGUUUCAGGCUCCCAGUCAUCUGUUUACAAAGAGCCUGUGAUCCUUGUCGGUCCAGAAAACCUCACGCUCACAGUUCACCAAACCGCCAUCUUGGAGUGCGUUGCUACCGGAUACCCUCGGCCCAUCGUGUCUUGGAGCAGACUUGACGGCCGUCCCAUCGGUGUGGAGGGAAUCCAGGUACUCGGCACGGGGAACCUGAUGAUCUCAGAUGUUGGUGUGCAGCACUCAGGAGUCUAUGUGUGUGCUGCUAAUAAACCCGGGACCCGUGUUCGUAGGACCGCUCAGGGACGUCUUGUAGUCCAAGCUCCUGCAGAGUUUAUUCAACCCCCGCAGUCCAUUGCUCGGCCUGUCGGCACCACCGCCAUCUUCACCUGCCAAGCCCAGGGCGAACCUGAGCCCCAGCUCACCUGGCUGAAGAACGGGCAGAUACUGGAACCCGGGGGACACGUCAAACUCAGGAACAACAACAACACACUGACGAUAUACAGCAUCAGCCAGGACGACGAGGCUAUCUACCAGUGUAUCGCAGAGAACAGCGCCGGCUCCACACAGGCCAGUGCACGCCUCACGGUGCUCUGGGCUGACGGCCUGCCCGGUGUGCCUGUCCACGUGCAGGCUGAGGCGCUCUCACCCACCACCAUCCAGGUGUCCUGGAGGGAGCCCGAGCAGAACACUCAGGACAUCAUCGGUUAUGUGCUCCACAUCCGCAGGACCUCAGACCCAGCGGAGAUGGAGUAUGAGGAGGCUGUCAGUAAGUUGACACUGCAGCAAAACAUCAGAGAUCUGGAGCCUUCCACCAGUUACACCUUCUACGUCAAGGCCUACACAUCCCACGGGGCCAGCAAACCAUCAGCCAGUGUUACCGAGAGCACUCAUGGGGAGGUGCCAGCGCCUCCUUCCCUCUACACCAAGGUGGUGAACAGUAGCGUUGUGCAAGCAAUGUGGGAGGCUUCCUCUAAGAUGGGUCAACACCAAGGCUUCAGACUGUAUUUCAGAAGAGCCCACACACCACAGUUCACCGGUCCCAUCAUCCUACCUCGCAACAUCACCCAGUACAACAUCACUCAGCUUGAUUCCUCACUGGUCUAUGAAAUAAAACUACUUGCAUACAACCAACACGGAGAUGGCAACGCCACCAUGCGAUUUGUUUCACUUCGGGAGGCGGUGGAGAAAUCUGUGUUGGACAUCCCAUGUGACUGUGUGAAAGACGAACAGAGCAAAACAUCCACUACAGGCAUCAUUAUCGGCAUACACAUCGGAGUCACCUGCAUCGUCUUCUGUGUGCUCUUCCUCGUCUUCAGUUACCGGGGCAGGUUAAUGAUGUGUAAGACGGUUCAGGCCACCCCCGAGGCAGGGCACAGCGCGGUGCUAGAAUCCUCUACCUCUUCCCAGGGGGUCUCCGGGCUGAACGGGGCUGCCAGGAGAGAGAUGGAGGUCAACGGCAGUGCAGCGGGGAAGAAAGUGGUCGACAGCAACGAGCUCGAGAGACUUUUCACUCAACCCAACACACAAGAUACAUGCAUGUCUGACAGAUCUCUUGUCUCCUACGCGCUGAAUGACACCCAGCUGUCUACAAUACCGUUGGACGAGUUCACCAUGGAGCGGGAUAUUGAGACGCAGUUCCAGGAGCCUCCGGCAGCAGGAGCGGGUCGGCAGGACCAAGGCUAAUCAAUGUAUGAAGGCCAAUUCACACGGCACUGUCUGCAGUGUCCACUUAGACUCUUCUCUCACUCAGGUUGACAAGUGUUUCCUUUCAAAGUAGUUUUUCCUUUUGUGCAAAGAUUUUUUUAUUGGUAAGUUAAGAGGUUCUAGAGGAUCUAGGACUGUAUAUUGGAGUGUUUUUGGCCUGGGGCUUUGGAGAGCUCUCUUCAGUUGGACGGCUGUUUUCAGCCAGGCAGGCCAGUUAAGUGUUCUUUACUUUCACCAUUUGGUCUUUUGUUAAGUUUCUGGUGUUGGGCAGCACACAGAAUAGAGGCCCCAGAAUGUCCUUGUUAUACAAUGAUGAUUUUAUUUUUAAGUUUAUAAAUAUAUAUAUACAUAUAUAUCUUUAUCACCUAUAUGUCAAAGUGGUUAUAAGUUAUUGGUCUUAUCUCUACUUUUCUGUGGAUGUCAAAGACUCCUGCUGCCUGCUCUCACCUACCAAUGAUUCCACCUUCUCGCUCACAGAAGACCUCAGCCUUCUUCCAGGGAUUCGAUAUAUUCUGUCUCAGGACUUUGUUUCAGUGAUAUCAACAUUUUUUUAUGAGUUCUCGGCCUUCAUACAGGCACUAGACUUGGCUGUGUGAACCUUACGAUUCAACAAAAACCUACCUCAGCCGGAAUGAAUGUGUUGCGGGAAGCUUUUAGGGACUUUUAACUUCCCAUGUGUUCACAAUUACUUUACAUGCGGAGGAACUGAUUGGUCAGAGAAUUACAAGAUCAGGUGCCGCACUACCUCAGAUGUCAAGAAUCGUCUCUCUCCUCCUGCUUGUCGAAGCAAAAUGAGAAAAAAAAAAACAAAAAAAAACGAGUAUCCAACAUAAAGCACUUCCAAAUGCUGACGUUAAUGUUCUACCUCAAGAUAACAAUGUUAAUGUUGUCGCUGUUGUUGUUGUUGUUUGUCUGUUUAUUGCAUAAUGAAAAAACCCUCUUUUCCCCCCUCUGUGAAAUCCUGGCUUCCCUCUGUUGAUGAAUAUGAUGUUUGUAGAUACAAUGUCAGUACCUCAUGCAAGUUGACAGACUGAUAACACUGUUGUAUGGAUUACAGUAUGUUAGGGAUAUGUAUGAAUUAUGCUGUUCCAUUGUAAGCUCUUUUUAUUUAGAUUUUAUGUCACUUACAAGAUUAUAAUACUUUUUUUCAAGCAUAGUUGCUUCAGUUGAACGUAAACACCAUUAGAGAUACACUGCAUCGCUAAUGACAUUGUCCAGACUAUUUACCGCUAAAUGACAUGUGAUACAUAAUGUUCAAAUGGACAUACAUCAUAUAUGUAUCUACAAUUACUGCUAUGAUUGAAUUAUGUGUGCGUUUGUAUUUGUGAGUGUUUGUAUGUGUCAAAUAUGUUUUAUUGAGUGAGUGAGUAUUUUCAUUUAAGUGAUGUAUGUAAAAAAAAGAAGAAGAAAAAGCACAAAACUGUCCUGAAAACAUCAUUCCACUAUUGUUGGUGUAAUAACUUAAGGAAAUAGUUUGACAUUUUGGGAAGUUGGUUUUUCGGUCUCCUGCUGAGAGUUAGAUGAGAAGGUUGAUACCACUCUCAUGUAUAGAGCUGGAUGUAGGAGGUUAUUAGUUUAGCUUAGCAUAAGCUCUCACCUCUAAAGCUCACUAAUUAACAUGUUAUAUCUGGCUUGUGCAAUUUUACAAAAGACAAUAAUUACUUGGUGUUUGUAAAGUGAGUAACAUACUGUAACUACCUCUUGACUAGAAGUAGUCUGGUCUCGUCAUCACCGUGAGGCUCCUAGGUAACGUGUGUAGAUGUGCUUGGCAUCAAAUAGUUACAUGUCAUUUUUACAUUUCUGCUUGUGUACAAUCAAGGUAUAAUUUAUUAAUUAGUGAGCUUUAUUUUAGAGGUCUUUUAUUUUCAUACAAAUUUCCUGUAAUUUUUCUGAGUAAUUUGCAGAUAUUUAACAGUUAAUUUCAAGGGCAUUUGCAGAAAGGGAGGUGCAAUUUGGUGCAAAUUAUAAGAAAAGUUAAGUUGGUUUAGUUAGUAAGUACGCACUCAUUAUAUUUGGGUUCAUAGUUGUUAAACCCUUAAUAAAUUAGACUCUUAAUUAUUUAAACAACAGAAAAUACUUUGUUUGUAUUGGUAUUGGCAUUUUAGAUUCUUUCUUAAAAAAAUUAACAUUUACACAGCGACUACUUUUAAGAAAUUAUUUUUUAAAAAUUCAGGAAAUUAAUAGGAAAGUAAGAGAUCCAUAAAAUAAAGUGUUACUGAAAUUGUUUAUAGCAUUUUUAAGAAUGUGCAUAUAUAUUGUUUGACACACAAACUAUACACAGACAGUAUUUUCUGUCUGUUAAAGAAUUAAUAAGAUUUUUUACAAAUUAACAACUACAUAUGAAACUACAACUGAACUGACUUAACUUGUUUUCCAUUUUUCUUAUAAUUUGUACCAAAUUGCACCACCCUUUCUGUAAGAAAAAUGUACCGUUUAAUACCUGCAAAUUCCCAGGAAAUCAGUAUAAAAAUACUGUGAUCUUUGGAAAUGCUGGUAGGCGUAUUUUUGAACUUAGAACAGAGGCAGCCAAACUGCUUCUCACUGCUUCCAGUCUUUUUGCUAAGCUAAGCUAAGCUAAGCUAAUCACCUCAUGCCUCCAGCACCGUACUCAGACACAAGUAAGGUGUUAAUCGUCUUGUCUAACUCUCCGGAAAAGAAGUGAACAAACCCAAAAUUCUGAACUUUUCCUUUAAUCUAAAUUAGCAGCAGUGUAUCUCUAAUCUCAUUCGGGAUAUUUGAUCCUGCAGUGCUCUUAGUUUUCACGUCUCAUUUACUUGCCUCCUUUUAUAACAAAGGAGUGGCCUUUUACACUUCUGGUGCCCAGGAGACAUGACAGUUGCUGAUCAUGCUUGUCUAUCAUUACUCACUUCCCAAAACCACCGCUGCUGCUCAGCCUUCUCCCUCCUGUCAACACUGACCAGUAAAGGUGCUUCAGGAACACCAUGUUUAUAGUAACGCUGGAUGCUGACGACCACAGGCGGAGAGCUGGUUGAGGAGGAUAGAAGGUCGUCGGUUAAACGAUCGCAGGGCUUCUCUAUCCGGCUCUCUGCACUGUGGUGUCACAUAUUGUACAGGACUUGCUCUGAUGCAUUAUGGUUACCUACCUCAACACUGUUUUUGGCCUUUCUCUCAGGUCUUAAUGAAGGAAACAUACAGAGUACGAAUAAGAGAAUUACACACACAUAUAAAUGUAAAUAUAUUAUAAUUGUCGACAUGCUGGACAAGAGACAAAAAAAAGUAGACAGAAAGGGACACACACAAAUGGAGGGAGAACUUUUUAGGACUUUUAUCAUGGGCACUAACGAUUAAAACGGUUCAAGUUCAUGCUUAGUGUCUAGUGGAUGUGAAUGUGUAACUUUGUUUAUCAUCAGAUUUUUUUUGUUCUUCCAUAUCACAAGCUGUUAACUUUAUUUUUUUUUGUCACUGGUGUUUGACUGUAUAUCCGCUGUGGAAAGUUUACCUGUGAAUAAAGUAAACUGAGAAAAGUUAAA